CUAUAAAGAAAAUGUCAAUUAAGUCCACGAACUUAAAUAUCGUCCAAUUAAACCCAUCAACAAUAAAAAAAGAGGCAAAUCAUCUUUCUAGUAGGUAUUCUUCCGGUUCCCGGUUGAAAUCACGUUUGUGGCAUCUGAUGUGGCAUAACUUCAUUUUCUUUCCUUUUUUCUUUUUCUUUCCUUCCUUUUCUUCUUUCUUUCUCAAUCCCCUUCUUCUCUGCACCUGCUACUUCUCCCCUCAUUUUCUUCUUUUUUCAUUCUUUCUCUUUCUCGUCCUUUUCUUUCUCUUCCCAGACCUGUUUCUUCCUCUCACGGUCGCACCCAUCUGGUCAACCUUUCCUCUAAAUCCGAGCAGCAGAGUCCUCCCAGCCACCGCUAGCCAUGCUCGCCUGGUACAUGGUCUCCAGAUUUAGACCCAAAUCGACACCACAACUCCCCAUCGUGUGCUACGCUUGCAUCGUUCGUCGUAUCCAUCCUUGUAUUGCGACGGGAGAUACAAAAUCGACGGAAAAGAAGAUGGAUCGAACCUGGCCGGAGACCUCGUUGCGGAAGACGAUGAAGUUAGUUGUCCAGAAGUAUAUUACGAUGGGACGAAACAAAAAGAAAAAAUUAAAAUCAAAAGCCAACCAAAGCUUACCUGGGAUUCUUGGAGCGGAUGAGAAAGCUAAAGAGGGCCGGCUAGAGGAGAAGACCGAACGAAAUAGGGAGAAAGGAAGAACCAGAAAGAAAAAAAAAAGAUAAGGUGUUCCACGUACCGCCACAUGUCGCCAUGUGUCAAAAUUUAUUUAGUAACUUGUUGGUUACCUGAUAAAAGCUGUUUUCAACGUUUUUUCAUAGUUCAGGUGUUUAAUUGGGCAUUUUUUGAGUUCGAGGACUCAAUUGACAUUUUGAGUAUAGUAAGAGGGCCUAUUUGACACUUUUCCCUACUUUUUAUUAUCCUACUCCGUAUUUUUUGGGCGUGCGAGAGACC
Cuscuta europaea is the source of this 970-nucleotide messenger RNA. NCBI's taxonomy places the organism in Eukaryota, Viridiplantae, Streptophyta, Magnoliopsida, Solanales, Convolvulaceae. The record is from the annotation of a GenBank genome assembly.